CUCGAUUGGGAACUUCAGCGCGCAUCAACAUGACAGCUGCGAAAUUGCUACUAUGCUCUGCCUUGCUGGCUGUGAUGGCCGCUAGCUGCUCGGCUGGCUUUCUUGACUACAUUUAUCCCACAAUUAUGCAGGACUAUUAUAACCUUGCGCCUACCAAGGAGGGUUAUCGCUUCAACAUCGAUGAGCCCAAUGGUAGCAAGCGCGAGGAAAUUGGUGUUGUUAUGAAUCCGGGUACCCCUGAGGAGCAGCUGGUUGUUAUGGGUACAUACUCUUCAAUUGAUGAGAAGACCGAUACCGAAACUAUUACCAUGUACACAGCUGAUAAGGAUGGCUACAAAUCCCGCUAUAUGAUUAAGAAUCGCAAACUGAGCCCCGGUGCUCUGAAGUCCGCCGCUGGCUAAGUCUGUCAUUGUCAACCUUUCAAAAGUGAUAAAAGAUUAAUUUGUGUACUAUAAUUAUUAAUGCUGAUAAUAGAGUUGCGUUUGGAACUGGUUUAAAACUGGAACCUUGGCAAGUACAAAUUCGUUUCUUGGCAAGAUCAA
Messenger RNA from Drosophila busckii, 542 nucleotides. RefSeq names its product endocuticle structural glycoprotein SgAbd-9. The record is from RefSeq and is a predicted model, not a curated record. The coding region runs from base 30 to 401 and encodes 123 amino acids. NCBI's taxonomy places the organism in Eukaryota, Metazoa, Arthropoda, Insecta, Diptera, Drosophilidae. The transcript is spliced from 3 exons.